Molecule: messenger RNA, 8521 nt
Organism: Drosophila ananassae
Lineage: Eukaryota; Metazoa; Arthropoda; Insecta; Diptera; Drosophilidae
Exons: 10
Coding region: 1054-4899 (1281 amino acids)
Biological process (GO): regulation of G protein-coupled receptor signaling pathway; intracellular signal transduction; G protein-coupled receptor signaling pathway
Source: RefSeq, a predicted model, not a curated record
UCUCACUUCGGCCACUCGCUCGCCCCGCUCUCGCUGUCGUUGUCGCGGCGUCAGCAGCGCUCUCUCCAGCAGCGCCAGAAAAAAGUGCCAGCAGGGAAAAUCCAUUUUCCAUUUUCCUACACGCGGACACUGGCUCAAAGUAUCGUGUGCGGCGCACGUCCUUGCGUGCGACGGUGUUUUCAAGGAGCCCCAAGCCCAAGAGCAACAUGGAAGCAUAAUAAGAGCAGGCAGGAGUGACGGAGGACCCUAGGCUGAGUUUUCAAAGUCGCGCAAAUCAAUAAUUAUCCAAACGAAAAUCGAAAGCUGCCCCGGAAAAGUGACUUCUAGUGCCAUUUUCCUCCUACUUGUGUCUGUGUGUGUGUGUGUGUUUCUUUCCAUUUUUUUUUUUGCGAGAGUGACCUGUGCUGUGCAUUGAAAAGGAAUACGUGGAAACAAAUUUUCUUCUGAGAUUUUGGCCCUUUUUUUGGAGAAUCGCGAGAGUCCCCGAAGGAGAAGGAGACGGAGCAGGCAACGCACUGAGAAGCGCCACAGCCAGAUGAGCGAGGGAAAGGGAGCGCAAUAAGAUUGAAACCAAGGGACUCUGAAAUGUAGAGCCACCUCACGGCCAGACGAAUAAACUAUACCUUACGCACAAGAAUCUGCAGCCCACCGGCGCAGGAUUCAACCAAAACUGGCUAGAGACGGGCCUUGGGGGGCAAGGACACCGAAGCUGAGCGAAUCAUGAAACAUUCAAAUAUUUCCAUACACAAGGACAUGAUGGAAUUCGGAUAACUGCACACAAGGAUAUACUGUCGAAGCACGCUCACGCAGGAGUCGAGAGAAGAAAGGCGAAAGUGAAAGAUAAACAGAACCAUGAAACGAACAAAACCCACAGCGCGGAAGAGCACGUAAAACCGACACGAAAACACCGCACACUUCCGGUCGCAGGACCCGGAGUGACUUUUUGUGUGGUCAACAGCCAGCUGACACCCAGCAAGAGGAGGAGACACAGAAGGAGCGCAGGAGCAGGAACCGGAGGGCAGGAAAGUGCCAAAACGGCGCACAGUCGCGGCCAUGGAACCUCCCGGCGGAGUGCCGCCGGAUAGGGAUCGGCAGCUGGUGCUCCGCAAUCAGUCAACUGCCCUGAUCCCUGUGGUGGUGACCUCCGUACCCGCACCCACAACAGCAUCCGCAGGCACUCUUAUACCCACCCCCUCUCCCACCCCCAGCACGCAGACCCCAGUCUGCGUCAAGCCAACCAGUCUGAGCCUCCAGCCCCAUGCCGUGAUCCAGGCGAUGCAGCAGUUCUCACCCUCCGCCGCCGGUAACAACAAUCCGGCCGCUGCACCCACCACGGGUGCUCCGGUUGCCGGCUCCGUUCUGGCUACGAGCGGCAGCAGCGGCAAUGCGAACAGCACCAGUCCGGCCCUGGCCUCCACUGCCACGGCCAUCUCCGCCACGACCCAGGCGGCCACUGCCUUCAGCGGCAGUUCCGUGGGUCACCACCACUUGCAGCACCACCAGCAUCCCCACCAGAAGCCUCAGCCUGCGGCAGUGACGGCACCGAAUGCCGCCCCGCAUCACGGAUCCAUAUCUGGCAUAGGACCUGCUUCCGUUGCGGGCAGUGGCAGCGGACUGCUGGGCUCCGGGGGCAGUGCCGGCGCCACCCAGCAGCAAGCCAUAGAGAAGCUAUCGCGACCCAUGGCCUUCGAUAAGAUGGAAAUGCUGGUGCGAGAGAUGCAGGAUCAGGAGCACGGUGUUCCAGUGCGGCAGCAGAAAAUGUUUCUGACUUCCAUACCCUACGCCUUCAUGGGCUACGACCUGAUCGAGUGGCUGAUGGACAGGCUGCAGAUCGAGGAGUCCGAGGCCCUCAACAUCGCCAACCAGCUGUGCCUGCACGGCUACUUCUUCCCGGUGAACGAUUCAAAGACGUUGACCGUGAAGGACGACUCCUCCCUGUACCGCUUCCAGACGCCCUACUACUGGCCCUGGCAGCACAAGGCCCCCGACAACGUCGAGUACGCCAUUUACCUGGCCAAGCGCUCCCUGCGCAACAAGCAGCGCCACGCUCUCGAGGACUACGAGGCGGAGGCCCUUGCCUCGCUACACAAGAACCUCAAAGGCAAGUGGGACUUCAUCUCGAUGCAGGCCGAGGAGCAGGUCCGGCUGGCCAAGGAGCGCAAGAAGGGGGACAAGAUCGUCGGCGACUCCCAAGAGCGGGCUUACUGGCGCGUCCACCGUCCACCCCCGGGCCAGUUCACGCCCCUGGAACCCUGUCCAGUGCCUUCGCGGGACCGCCAGGGCCUGAAGCCCAAUAAGAAAAAGACUGUCGAGGACCUGCAGCGGGACGUCGACUACCUGGGCAAGUCCCUCAACCGGACGCGCAUGAAGAUGUCCCAGGCCUGCGAGUCGCUGGUCGGAUACUCGGAGACCUUCACAGAGUACGACUUCUUCCUCCAGCCGGCCCUGCCCUCCAAUCCCUGGGUUACCGAAGAUAUUGCCUUUUGGCAGCUGAACAACACCUUCGUGGAGGUGCCCACGGAGAAGCGGGUCAAGCGCUGGGCCAUUUCCAUCGAGGAGCUCGUGUCAGAUCCCACGGGCCUCCAGGAGUUCACGAGCUUCCUCGAGAAGGAGUACUCCCACGAGAACAUCCGGUUUUGGAUCGCCGUCAACCGGCUUCGGAGGUCCGCCCACUCCCAGGUGGCCCGGAAGGUCAACGAAAUUUACGAGGAAUUCCUGAAGCCUGGAGCCCCUUGCGAAAUAAAUAUCGAUGGAAAGACUAUGGAGAGUGUCCUGCGCGGCCUGAAGAACCCCUCUCGCUUCACUUUCGACUCGGCCUCGGAGCACAUCUACAUGCUGCUCCUGAAGAAGGACUGCUAUCCGCGGUUUAUCCGCUCGGAGCACUACAAGCGCCUCCUGGACACAGGCAUCCAGCCCUCGUACAAGAAGCGCUUCUUCAAUUUCGGCGGCGUUAGUGGCGCCAAGAAAAAGAUGACAGCUGCCCUUUCCAGUCAGCCGAAUCUCGGUGACGCAGCUAAGGGAAGCGGGGCAGGCGGCGUGGGAGGAGCUUCGGGAUCUGGGAGCUCCAUGAUGCAGGCUCCGCCGCCGGGAAGCCUCGCCAGGCGGCGUGGUAGCGACCGGAGCCUGACGGGCUCCGCCCACGAGCUGGCCGUGAUCGGGGUGAACAAGGACGCGGGCUCCAAGGUGCCACACUCCCAUUCGCAGAGCAAUCUCAGCGAGAUCCCCUUCAGUAGCGAUACAGUUUAUCGAGGCGAUAUGCCCCAUCGCCACAUGGCGGUCAUGGAUGUUGGGAUAUAUGCGGCUUACGGAAAUCGCGAAAGUAGUUUACAGCCACUUCCAGAAACGCCCAAGACGAAGUCCACCGUCCUGGAGCCGAAGGACGCCACCACCUCCUCCCUGGCCAGCAGCAGCGCGGUGUGUCCCUGGGACGAGCCUGCAGCCGCAGCUCCCGUGGCUCCUGCCCAGGUGAAGCUAUCGGUGUGCCCCUGGGACCUAGACAAUCCUGCCCCAGUGGAAAAGGCAGAACAGGCGGGCCCAGGAUCCUCGUCAAAGAUGUCGAUUUCCACCACCGCUCAGCCCUUGCGGUUGACCAGCAGCGACGUAAACGACCGGAUGCAGCGGAACCUGGGCAUCCGCCACCAAAACACAGUGGACAGUGGCGAGUCGAGCGUAAAGCGUUUGAUUCCCAACUUCCCGGAACAGCGUCGGGCCUCCGUCUCCUUCACGCCCAGUCACACUUCGGACUACCAGCUGGGACGCACUCCGACGACCACAUCCUCCCCAACUGUGGGCAACCCGGAGGGACCUUCCGCCCCAGGCCCAGGGGUGGUGGCCACCAGCUCCUCGGGAAGCUUCGCUCCCUUGCAGGCCCACAGUGGCGGCUCCGGAUUCGGCAGCGGUGCCAUCGUCAAGGAUCCGCAUUCCGGCUCCGAUGUGGAUGUGGAGCUGGAGGACGAGCUCAGCAAUAUGUCGCUCUGUGAGCGGAACAGCGAGAGCUCCACCUCGGAGCUGCCCGUGGUGAUGGCGCCCACACCCGCACAAACCCCGCCGCUCGUCACCAAGGUCACGCCCCCGCCCCUACCGCCAGGAGCGCCUGAUCCUGUCGAGCCGCGUCGCCAAGUGGAGGCCUCCACAAGCCCACAGUUACAGCAACAACUGGCCGAAGCUCCAAUGAGUCUGGUCAAGGAGGUGCAGAUUGAGCUAAUUGAGGCCAGGGGGUUCCAUUCGGAGCGGGGCAGUCCGCCAAUCAUCAAGGUGCUGGAGCUGGACCUGGAGGUCCUUAGCACAGAUGACGCCAAAAAAACCCUUGCCACCACUACUAGCAGCACUACCAUUACCACUACCACCGAGGAUCCCGUUGAAGUGCAGGACGAGCCGGCUGCCGAGGAGAAACUGGGCCAGGAGGAGGAGUCCGAACCGAGGGGUGUGCUGGAGGAGCUCUCGCCCACCACCGACGAGUACCAGGAGGGCCUUCAGUUCGGCAGCGACCCCAAGGACGUGGUCGACGACUACGAGAGCAUAGACACCGACCUGCAGCUGGGCUACAUCCCGCCGGCGCCCACUCCCGCCCCCUCCCUGGCGCCCCUGGCCGAGCUGGAUGUGGACACGGUGGACGACGAGCUGUGCGAGCCCUAUCCUGAUCCCGAGCCCGUUACCCUGGUCACAGCCGCUGCCACGCCCACCUCCAGCAACGAAGAGGCGCGCAAGCGUCGCAAGAAACGAAACUCCGAGGGCAAGAAGCUCAGUUCUCAGGACGACAAGGAUAAGGACAAGGAGAAGGCCGGUGGCAGCAGCAUGGAGGCAGCAGACCACAACGCCGUGUGCCCCUGGGAAGAUGAAAACGUGAGCGCCAAUGACGGAACCUUCGUGAAAACCUACGCCACUCUGGGGUACUUAUGAAUAAAAUCGAAUCUGUUCAAGACAGUGGUCAACAAGUUGCUGAAAAGGAAGCCGCACAAAAAAUAGGGCUCGGGUAGGGCGAGUUGCGAGUUGUAGGUUGCAAGUUGCAAGGCAGGUGUGCUUGGAUAAUUGAGGGUAUUCAUAUUUCUUGCGAAUGAGAGGAAAAAAAUACGAGCCAGAUGGACGGGGAGUGGUUUAUUGCUGAAAUUUCAAUAUAUACAUUAAAACAAAUACCAAGAAACUAAACAAACAAAACGAAAUACUUUAUCUGCAGAUGUGCAUACUUAUUUACAAACGUACGUUACAAGUUGGCUUAAACGGCCUAAUUAGGCGUUAAUCGAAUCGGAUGUGGAACUAAAACUAAUAAUGAGUGUUCGAGUUGCCGCAGAAGCGUCUUUCUGAUCAGUGGAAAGCGCCAAACCCAACCCCCAGCCCAAAAACAAAACCAAACCAUACCGAGUUAAUGAAUAACCAAAUAAUGGCAAAGUUAAACGAGAGGACUUAGAAUCGGCAACAAUACCUGAGGUAUACCAAUAUGCAGUUUUAUUUUAAAUCGAAAGUCACAACAAGAUAAUAGAAUGGGGUCAUAGGAGCCACCAACACGAUCCAUGUGAUCUGUCUAGAAUCUAGAUAAACAAUUUGUUGAAUCCCCGAGUAAUUACACCAGUUUUAUGUUGGCUCUUGCCCCAAUCACAAUCCAAAGUUUCUGCGCAAGGAGUUUUGAUUCAGUUUAGAGGACACAAUGUGCCCUCACAGUUGAGUUGAAAGAAAGCUGUUUCAUUUCAUAUGUACUUGAAAUUCUCACGAGCCCCAAAUAUAAACGUGCAUUGCAAUGGAACCGUUUUCUCAAAUACAGAGUAUUUUCAUUAAUUUGGAUGAGGAUGAGGUUGAGGAUGAGGAUGAGGACGCAUGCUCACCCAGAGCAGGACAGGAAAACUGAAAACUCUAGCCCAUAUCUCCUACCUAUCGUCGUUUGAAUACGAGGCGAUAUCCGAUCAUCUUUCCAAGCGAAAACUGACUUGCGCAAAUACUUUCUUCCUACUCCAAUAAUAGAUGCUGUGCAUACUUUUCCCAACUCCUUUUUACCAAAAACUAUGUGUAUUUAGCUGCCCGCCAAAAAACAAUCACAGGAAUCGAGCUAUGCUGUGUAAAAUAAGCUAAUGAAAGUUAUAUAUCCCAAAGAGAAAUGUGGCAGAGCACCACCACAGACCUCGGUAUUAACGGCCGACUCUCAAGAUCAAAUACUGUUCCAUUCGAUGCACUGAUCGAUCGAAACAUGUUAACAAUAAACGUUUACGAUGAAGCAAAUCAAAUUAAAUUGAAAUCCUGGUUGUUCGCGACUAAUACCUUUAUAUGAAUCGAAUGAAACGCUAAAUUAACGAAAACAAAUACUAUUAAGCUCUAAGUACAUUUCUAUUUUCAUUGUGCAUAUGAAUUAGCUAUACUUACUGUCAACCCAGUGUUUGCUGCUAGGCAAAGUCUUUGUAUGAGAUAUCUGAGCUAACCUUUGUGCUUUCUACGCUAAAACAAAUACAUUUUCAACUAUUUCAAUUAACUAAAGCUCUAACAAGUCAAGCAAAACCAAACAUAAGAAGUUUACAAACGUUACAUUCAAUGCAAAAUCUUAGCGAAUCAAAGUGAGAUCGAGUUUUGGAUGUUGCAUAGAGUAUUAGGAGAGCGAGGAGCGAAUAGCGAGGAGUCAGGAGCUAUGAGCGAGGAGCUAGGAGCUAGGAGCAAGAAGGAUGUGCCAUGUUGAGGGGCGUGCGUACAAAAUGUGUACAUGAAACCACCGUUAACUUUGCUUUAUGCGAGCCGAGCAAUUAAAGAGUUAAAAAACAAAUAAAAAUAUAAAAAAUAUUAAAAAAAAAAACAAAAAAAAAAAAAAAAAUACAAAAUCAUCAGCAGCAGCAGCAAUGGUUCAAAAUUGUUGUCAAAUAUAAUAGCAGCUUUUAGAACAACACCAAGUGAGAGUUGUAGAAAAUGCGGAUGAAAAAUUGUAUUGUUGUUGUUUUUUUAUGUACAUUUACUUUUUUGUAUUACAAGUUGUUGUAAGUCAAAUAUGCCAAACCAAAAUAGUUUAAUAAGAGUUUACAACAAAUAAAAGGAAACCAUUUAAGUACAGGCAAGAUAUGAAUUACUUUAAAAACAAAACCAAAACCAAAACCAAAACCAAAGCCGAAAACCACAAGAAAAAGUUCCGAUUGUUUUGAAUAGUAGAUGGUGUAUAUCUUUAAAAUUGCUUAUAAUAAGUAAUCCAUACAUAUUUAUGGUGGUAUGUAUUUACAUAAACAAUAAUUUAAAAUAAAUAACAAUAUAAGCGGCUGUCAGGAUCCUUGCCCGGUGCUCAAAAUAGAGUAGCUUUAUUUGUGGGAGUGUUUGUGCUCCCCCCUUCGAACAAAGUUUUUGACUUUGAGGCCAGCGAUCGAGUCAAGUUCUGAUUUUGUAUGACUAUUUGGAAGCCUUCGGAGUACCGGGUAUCAAUAGCGAAACGCCACAAGCCACAAGAGAAUAUCCGACACGGGAAGCCGCCACAGCGCCAUUUUGAUAAACAACACAAUUAAAUGAGAGACGAUUCAAAAGCACUUGUGUGAAACUUGAAUGAAUUACAUAAGUACGUACUACUUCACAUCCGACGUGAACGUAGCUUUGCCCUACAAAUAUUUACUUUAAUUUCUGUGCAAUCGGUGCUCACAUCACUGAUUAGAUAACGGAAAUGCGCAAAACAAUAUGCUUAUAAAUAAGUUUCCAGAGCUUUUAGUGAACGUCACAUAUAUAUGUCAUAUAUCUGGGUUAUGGAUACACAGUUGUGAGAAGUGCAGCCUCGACGGCGUUGUUCCCAUGCAUGUAGGAGGGUACAUACACUCGUUCAAUAUGUGUAUGAAGUAUGGAGGAGUAUGAGGGCGAAGGGAUAUAUAAUAUAUACAUAUAUUCAUAUAUAUAUAUAUGGUAUAUAUGACUAAGUAUAUUUACUGAUUGUUAUAGCAAAUUUAGUACUUACAACCAAAUUACAGCAGAAUAAAUCAUUGUUUGUCUAUUUAUUAUGCCAUUGAAAUGAAAGUAUAAGCAUAAGUUGAAAUCCGAAUAUACCUACGUAUAUAUACAUAUAUAUACUGUAUAUACAUAUAUAUAUGUAAAGUUGAGAUAUACAAGUGUAUGUGGGUGUGUAUGUGUGCGGCGCGCAUAUAUACGCACCAGGACAUACCGGCACAUAUGAGUGUAUACAGCUUAUAUAAUAUUAAAAGCGAGGAAAACAAAAGUGUUUAAAACAUGAAAUAUUUUGAGAAACCCCUAAAGAAUAUACAGCAGAGUUAGUCGGUAAACUAAAUCAAAUGUAAAACAAUUUAAUGUAGACUGUACUAAGAAAUUAAUGAAAAUUGAAUAUCAACACUCCAUCACGCAAAAACCAAAUGGAACGCAAACUUAAUAGAGUUGAUGGACAAAUUAUUUGCACAGUGCAGAAAAACGUGUUAUAUAAUUAUUAUACUAUACAAAAACAAAUAUAUAUUAUUGAAUUAUGCUGAUAAAAUUAAAAACAAAACAAAAAAAGUGAAAAAUAUGUAAAAAUUCAAAUACAAAAUGAUUUAAAUGAAGUACAAUAAAUAUUCAAGUGAGAAAAAUGUAA